GGCGUUUAAAACGCACCACCGCACACGGAUACGCUUAGAUGCGGGCGGACGACCAAGUAACACAACACAACCGAACUUGGCACGAUCUCGGCUAGCAACGCGCCGCGAUAUCUUAUUCCACACAUCCAGGAUGCGUCAAGAAUUCAAGAUAAAGAAUGUAAAAUUGGACUUUCCUGAUGUCAAGUCGUUUACUACAUCCCCGAGGGCGUGGCGUGGCCAGUCCUUCUCAAGAGGAAGAGGGCCUUCAACCCUUAGCGUGACAUAGGAACCUAAGUGGUUUUGCCAGCUCAUAUUCGUCAUCUACCGCACGCUCGUGGCUUUGUAUGUCACCACGUGGUCAGUCCUCGGCGGAGUGAUGAGACUUGAUCAGGGCGCACUGUGGUUUAUCUUUCUAACAAACUGGAGUUACACAAUCCUCAACAUUCACUUCAUCCUUGGCGCCUGUUUACCCGCCUACCACUACUACAAAUGCUCCCCUGGCGCUGCAAGCUCGAAGAUAAUCGCAACUGAUAGCAAUGCCAAUGACGAGCCCGCGAAUCACGUACAGUUGGAGCUCGAGGACCCAUGCGCAGUAAACACAAAGUUGACCACUUUACCGCAGAAUUCCCGGAUGUUUAUUUUAGCGUGCAAGGUUUCUUGGGUCGUCUUUAAUAUCGCGGCAAACGUAGCACCGCUGGUUACAUUCAUGUACUGGGGAUUUAACUAUGUGCCUGGGCAAUACGUCGACAGCUCCAACAUCAACGCGCAUGCUCUGAAUUGUGUUCUGAUGUUUGCUGACGUUAUGCUGAGUAACCUCCCGGUGCGUGUGCUGCACGUGAUCUAUGCACUUGUAUGCGGUUUUGCUUACGUCACAUUUACAGUCAUCUAUUGGGCGGCUGGAGGUGUCAAUCACGAAGGCAAUUCGUACAUCUACUCGGCACUGGAUUACACAGGAAGCCCGGGCAUGGCCGCCACGAUGGCUGUGCUUUUUGUGCUCUUGGCCCAGCCUCUUUCUCAUUUACUGCUGUACGGUCUCUAUUGCUUUAGAGAUUGGUUAGUCAAGAGAAGCACGAGAGCAAUUGAAUAGAUAUGUCACGUGAGGUAUGGAGGUAUAUUCUAGGUUACUAUAACUCUUUCUCGAGAAACCAAUGACAUAUAAUUAUUUUGUUUUUCAUUUUUUUAUUCAAAUCAACAGCGUUCUCAAAUCAACACCAUCCAUGCUCCUCGCAGCUUCAAAUGAUUUUUAUUUCUCAGCAGUUACGCAUAAAGUUUUUUUGUAUUGCCCGUCUAGCCAUUGUUUCGACGAGAUCAUCAAUCUUUUACCACAUUAGAUUUCCUUGUUUCCAUUAGAUUUUCUAUUUCUACCCGUUCUUAGUAGUAUUGUGAUCCAAGUGCAAUACCAUUUCUAGUAUUAUAAAUUGCUCGUGAUCUUCCAGGAGGUCUUGCCGUAAAAUGAUCUUGAAAUGUCAGGGAUGGACAUAUAGCGAACGAAUAUCCAAGUAAACCAACCAUUAUUAUUUGAGUUUUUGAUUGAUGAUUCUUUCUAACUAAACUUUAAUAGUUACGCCUUUUGGAAAUAUGGUGUUUACAAUCGACAUUCUUGCUAUUGUGGUUUAUACUUGCUUUUCUAUUUAUUUUAUUUUCCGAUAUUAUUUGCUAAUUAGAAUUAAUCUAGCUUUAAAAUAUUUCUUCUAGUCUUAUCCAUUAUAUCAAUCUCAUUAAUUUAUUUUUACCUCAAUUUUACCUGUUAGUUUUAUUGUUUGUCUUUUUUUGUCAUUGGUGGGGCAUUUGGUGCAAGAUAUUUACACCUCUUCUUUCGUUCGCCGCGGGCAAUGUUUCGGUUCCUCAUUUGAAGACUAAGUAUAAUACAUUUAAUACAUUUACAGAUGUUCAAUUCACCUGAAAUACCGGUCAGGAAUUGGUAAAUAAACAAAUUGCAGGAUUCCUACCUUAUUAUUAAAUGGGCCUUUGCAUUUUGCUUAAGCGAAAUUAAUUGAAUGAAUGAAAUAUUAUUGUACCGACAAUUUAACUUAAUUUGUCGCUUUUGACUAAUUAAAGUGCCGAAUCUAAUGUCA
This is a messenger RNA of Nematostella vectensis (starlet sea anemone), 2054 nucleotides long. Its product is annotated as protein rolling stone. The record is from RefSeq and is a predicted model, not a curated record. The coding region runs from base 356 to 1066 and encodes 236 amino acids. Gene Ontology annotation, cellular component: membrane. The transcript has 3 exons. Lineage: Eukaryota; Metazoa; Cnidaria; Anthozoa; Actiniaria; Edwardsiidae.